CGAUAGUGAAACUAACACGCUAGCCUUUCAGAUGUAAAUGUUAUCGGAGAACACUAUUGCCUGUGGCCUAAGCAAGGCUGUUAGCAGGGUGGCAACAGAAGCGAGCCAUAGCUUUUUGGAAUAGAAUGCUUUGGAUCUAAGUUUACUGUUUGGAAAAAAUAGCAAUCAUGCCGAAACUUGGGCGCCGGAGCGAGCAACAGCAGUUUGACUUGCAUCAUGUCAAUACAUCCACAAGGUAUGCUCCUUUUGGUACCGAAAACACACCCAUGUUCCGCUCCAAAAUAGUUGGUGGGAAACUAGUACCAGUCGUUGAGCGGCAAGUCAAUCCUGUGGUAGAUCAAGCGUUGGGUGCAGACCAGUAUACCAACAAAGGUGGAGUGAGUCCCCGUGUCUACCCUCGAGUAGAGACACUUCAUCCAAUCACUGAUAAGCCGAAUAACCUUGAUCCUGCAAUGCUCCGAGAAUACACUCGCAAACUGCACAACGUGAAUCAGGAAUUCAAUGUUGGGUACAACCAACCAACAAGUUACGCACGAGCACGGCCUGAUUCCAAAGACUUGGCUCGAAGGUAUGUCAGCCUGCCACCAAUUGACCACAAUAAAGUCAAGAACCAGAGCUCCACUGUCUUUGAGCCAGAGCCUUGGACUAGAAGGUUCCAAGACACCUCAAAUGGAAACAGCACCAGAGUCCAGGUGCCCUACGACACCAGACAGAAUUAUAACAGUGGUGGCAAUGAUGGUGGCUACAAUGCUGGUGUAAGCGGGGAUGGCUACAACAAUGGUGGUACUGGUGGAGGCUACAACGAUGGUGGUACCAGUGGUCGUUACAAUGGAGGUAUUGGUGGCUACAACACUGACAGCACUAAUGGUGGCUACAACAAUGAUGGCUACACUGGGGGUCCUGGUGGCUACACUGGGGGUCCUGGUGGCUACAACGGAGGUACCGGUGGUGGCUACAGUGGUGGACCAAGUGGUGUAAUUGUCAACGGUCGGGAAAGCCCAGCACUUUAUGACCCCAUGCCAUCGGAAAGAAGGGAUUACCAGCCAGAAAUACACCGUCGAUCAUUGACACUGGAAGAUAGGAAAUACGAAUUCUUGGCUUUAUUACCCAAAGAUACAUUUUUGCCCGAACAGCCUCUUGGCUUAACAAGGGAUGAAGAAGCCACUAUUUUGAAGAUGGUUUCUGCAGAGCUUCAAGGAGCUGAUCCUGCCAAGUUAAAAGACACAUAUCUUGAUAUUACAGAGAACUAUGACAGAACGCUGAGUGGAUGGUGCCAUUAUAAAAAUGUAUUUUUCUCUCUCAAAAACUCCAAGUUGACCUUUUCAUCAGACUUGCUGCGUUUGAUAGCUUCCAUGUUUGUAUCUCCGACCAAACUACAGGAAGUCAAUUAUGAGAAAUUCCUGUCAUUCAUCGGCACUUCAAUGAAGGAAUCAAACACCAAUGGUUUGCCAGUAGAACUUUACAGUCCUCGAUCAUACAUGUCAACUGGUAAACAAGGUCAUUACUACACAAAUCAUGUUGACGGUCCCAGGCCGUGGAGUCCUCGAGCAAGUCGUCCAUCGUCACCAUACUAUGACAGUAAUGUUGGGAAAUUACUGAAUAUGGCUGAACAGCAACUCCAAGAGGAUGGCAUCGACUUUGAGGGCCUGGUGGCACGCUUCCAGGCAGCGGACAGGGAAAUGAGAGAAACUUUGUGUGCCGAUGAGAUAAAGGCCAUUGUCUUCUCCAAGGGCGUCAGACUUCAGGAGUCGGUGGUGAACAAGAUCCUGGCUAAGUGUGAAGACCCCAAUGGAGAUGGGCAGUACAACUGGGUAAAGUUUGUGGAGUUUCUGGAGAAGGUGCAGCCAGCAAAGACUGGCCUCCACAUCCCCAGAAGUAAAAAGCCCCUGGAGUAUGCUAAGCAGGUGCCCUCUCCGGUCACAAGCUGGCCCCGAGCUGUAGAGAACAACCCUGCUGUCAAACAGGGAGCCCUGCCUAUAACACCACUGUGGAGGAAGGAUGCACCUCAUGGCAAUGAGACCUCCUUGUAUGACAAGGAGACAGAUCAGCUGAAGAGCAACAGACAAACCAUACAACAGCUGGACAACAACCUCAAGCAUCUGGAGGCUGGGUAUGAGGUGAUGAAGAAAAAACUUGCAUCACCCCGAGAUGACUCCCCAUGGUUCAAGAUGUUCAUGGAGUUUGCCAAUGCCCUGUACAAGCAGGACUCCAGGAGCUCAGGACUGCUCCCUGCAGAGGAGGUGCUCAACUGGACCAACAUGUACAACAGCUCCUACAACCUUGACAUUCCUGAUAGUGUCAUCACCUACACUCUCAGCGACUGCUCCCAAGGAGGCAACGUGAACAUCCACAAGUAUCUGACUAAAUUGGGACAGCGAGACUGGUGAUUGACGAACUCACUUGCACUACUGAAUGUGUCUGCAUACUGGAUUACUACUUUAAUUUUAGAAAGAACGUUGAAUUUAUUUCAUUUAAGCCCAAUUUGGUACAUAUUUGCAGAUGUGUUAGUGACCAGGCCACUUCCUUUAUACAGUAUUUCCUCUAGUAAAUGCCAAGGCUUAUACUUCUUUCUGACACUCUUUAUGCCUGAUGUAAGAUAAUAUAGGGGAGAAUUGGAGUUUCAUGGAGACCUCAUUUAUUUGACAAAUUUCUUUUGCCUUUUCUGAUUUUGUUAUUCAUCAAUAGAUUUCAUUGAAAUGCUAAGAAAUGGAGAAACAUUAUUUCAUUACGAUAGAUGACCAUAUUUUUUUACAAACUAUUGUAAAUAAUAUUCAAUGUGAAUCAGAGACAAGUUUAUGUCUGGUGAUAUAUUCACUGACACUGUGACAAGGAAGAAAACAUUGUUUAUUUCUUCAGCUUAAUGAUCUUCAAAACUUUAUGUGUUGAUGCAAGAAUGAAGUACACUUGUGUAAAUAUUGUACAAGAAGUAAUAAGAUAUUGAACAUAUUUUGUUAAUAAUAGAAAUUACACAUUCAAAAUGAGUCAAAAUCUUAAACUUGAACCUCUAGGAUUUAAUCUUUGAUUACGUCCGAUAUUUUUGGUGUCAACAGACUCCAUUCAAACUGUCUCAAAAUGUAGCUUUGAUGAAAUUUGUUUUAAUGGAUUAAUUAAUUCCAUUUCUUUGGGGUUUUCUCUCUUUUAAAAAAAUAAUACAGCCAAAAUAUUAUUUGACAAAAUAAUUACUUUAAAAAAAUAAAUAAAAUACUAUUUAUUAUUUUUUACAAUUAUUUAUUGCUUUUGCAAAGGUUAGGGUGCCAGUUCAUAAAGAACCUUUAGAAAUUAGUCUGGCUCAAAUAAUUUAUGGAAAUAUUUAAGGAAAUCAUAUUCUGUCUUUGAUGACUGUAUUCGUCCAUCCCAUGUGCCAUUGAAGGAUCCUUGUUUGUCUUAAGACAGUAAAAUCCUCUAUAUGUUGAUGUAUUAUCUUCUGUGAUAUCCUAUUAUUUAUUAGAUCUUCCAUUUUACCCAUAGAUUAUUUUGACUUAGUUUAUUCUCAGGAACACAUCUGUUCAUAAUAUUAAUGUGUACAUAUAUUUUAUGAUGUGGCUGUUAUGAUAUGUUGCUUAUAUAAAGAGUUAUUUAUUAUGUAUACUUAAGUUAUCUGUGAUACACAUGUUGGUAUACACUGAGAUUGAACAAUUUGUACAUUCCACAGUAAAAUAUGUAUCUUAAUUUUCGUAAUUUUGUGAUAUUUUUUAUAUAUUUUAUGGUUUUUUUUAUUGUUGCACACAUGCCAAGAUAACAUAGUUGCUAACAUGAUAUACAACUCAAAAAAAGUUAAGGAACAUACAUAUUUUUCCAUGUGACUCUAGUUAUUCUGUCAUGGCUGUCAGGUGUUCUUUAACUUCUUGUGAGUAGUAUAUGAUACUGGAAGCUUUUCCUUGCAUGAAUAGUAGGCUAUGUUUUGACAAACAUCAAAAUAUUUUCAGUUUUCCCGUCAUAUUCAAUUUACAAAUGAAUGUCAAGUUGUCUUGGUCCUCAUCCUCGUGUUAAGAAGUUAAGAUUUUGUGGUCCCCAGAAUAAAAUGUCAUACAAAACCUCACAGACUUCUGAACCCAGUAAUUUUCAACACUGCAUAUUGCAUUUUGUCUAGCCAUCACAAGUUGUUGUUUUUUUAAGAGUGACUUGUGAAUUUCGUUUUUAACUCUGGACACUUGAUAUACCGUAGUUUCCAAUGCCAAAAGAAUGUGAAUUAUUUCCUGCAGUUUUACCUACACCUGUACUAUCCAGUAAAUCUCUGCAAUUUAGAAACACAAAGCAUUGUAUUUUGCCUGUUGCAGCAAUUAACUUUCACUUAUAGCUUUUUGUGGGAAAAAAACAUGUCUGCAAAACUAGAUUUGUUUUCGAAAUCUGGCUCUUCCUUGGUGUAUGCUUUAGAUGGUUGUUGUCGUGAAUUCAAAUUGUACAUUUACUCUACACUUAAAACAUCACAAAUCAUAGUUAGAAAAGACUUCCAUUAUGAAAAUACUUUUUGUGUGUUUACUAUAUGAAUGUAUGUUAGUGUUAAAAUGUUUGUCAGAAAGACUUGACAUCACGUUUCACAAAAGGACAUUUCAAAUAUUUAGGAAAAGUUAUGUCUAUAUUAAACAUGGGACAGAAAACUGCUCGUGUCUACUUAAAACACUUGUAAGAAGUCCAAGUUUAGUAAACUUGUGUUAGGUCAGUUUAUGUCUGCUAAUGAUAUAAUAAUGCAAAGAUUACUUAUCUCCACAUUAUUCUGACACUCUUGGUCUGUGUACAUGGUGUUGAUUAAAGUUCAAACAAGAUGUUGAGUUUGGAAUUAACAAAUAUAAGUAAAACAUGCAAGUUCUGGAUGCAAUGAAGUCUGAGUUUUAAUCCAAAUUGGGACUGAUCAUUGCAAUUUUGGAGGUUGCUAGGAAAUUUCCCACCAAAGCAAUGAACUUGGGGAAAUUCUGUUAAAAAAUAAUGGUUAUUAGAUAAUGAACAAUUUUCAGAUUCUUUGUGUUGUGGAUUUACCAAAGCAAAAGAUUUGUUAGAUUAAAAAGUUACAUUCUUAAAAAAUACCAUUUCAGAGUUAGUUGCAAUAUUUUGGCCUAAAUAGAUAGAUAGUGCUAAGACCCUGGCAUUGACAAUAUGUUCUUUGAUGCCAGUUCUUGAUUGGUCCAUUCUACAUUGGACGGAAGUCACAAAACCAAGAAUGUAGAUGAAUAUCUGGAGAUAUGUCAAAGUGCUCCUUAAUACUACGCGACUGUUCUCCAUAUAAUUUCCUGAUCUGUAUUGUGUAGAAUAAAUGAGUAUUUCUAGAU
This is a messenger RNA of Haliotis rubra (blacklip abalone), 5264 nucleotides long. RefSeq names its product keratin, type I cytoskeletal 10-like. The record is from RefSeq and is a predicted model, not a curated record. The coding region runs from base 168 to 2387 and encodes 739 amino acids. The transcript has 13 exons. NCBI's taxonomy places the organism in Eukaryota, Metazoa, Mollusca, Gastropoda, Lepetellida, Haliotidae.